Molecule: messenger RNA, 2641 nt
Organism: Rubroshorea leprosula
Lineage: Eukaryota; Viridiplantae; Streptophyta; Magnoliopsida; Malvales; Dipterocarpaceae
Source: the annotation of a GenBank genome assembly
CAUUAUUCAGGAGUUAGAUUUUGGUAUCUGAGAAAAAAAAAAGGCAGAGUUUCUUGUCAUGGAUAGAAAUUCAGUUACUGAGCCUCUUAUCUUGACUGAUGGGCUUGAUCUCGCUUAUGUUAACAAGCCAUCCCUCUUUGUAUCUUUCGCAAAAUAUACUCUAAAGAUUGUAAUGUGGUUCCUUUUCCUUGCAUGGGUUUUACUCAUCUAUCUUUAUCCAGGAGAAUUUGGUAAUCAGUUGGUUGGGAAAUUGAUUCAGGCCACCGAUGGAACUGUUUUUGGGAUAACAGGAAGUUUAUUCUUGGUAUUCAGUGGUCCUAUUAUUAUAAUUGCAUGUCUUGGUGUAGCACAUCUUAUUUUAUCGGGGGAAGAGCUGUUCCAAAAGAAGAGCUCAAAACAUCCCAGGUUUCGCUUGUGGACAUUCCCUGUUCUUGUAGAUGGGCCAUUUGGGGUUGUCUCCGCUGCUGAGUUUCUAGGAAUUCUGCUUUUUGUUCUGUUUAUCAUUUGGGCUGUGUAUGCCUACACCUUGCGGAAUCUCAACCUCAUAUCCUUGUUCCAGUUGCCUUCUAAAGAGAAAUGUAUAUUGUUGUUGGAACUCUCAGGGCUCCGAUUUGGUAUGAUAGGACAACUUUGCUUAGCGUUUCUGUUCCUUCCAAUUGCAAGAGGUUCAGUCCUUCUUCGCCUCGUUGAUAUCCCUUUUGAGCAUGCCACAAGAUAUCAUGUAUGGUUGGGGCAUCUCACCAUGUUGCUUUUCACCCUCCAUGGGCUAUUCUAUGUAAUUGGUUGGGCAAUGGAAGGGCACCUCCUAGCUGAAUUAUUGGAGUGGAAGAAUAUUGGUGUUGCUAAUCUCGCAGGGGUAAUCAGCCUUUUAGCUGGUUUGUUGAUGUGGUUUACAUCCUUUCAUCCUGUGAGGAGGAACUACUUUGAGUUAUUCUUCUACACACAUCAACUGUAUAUAGUCUUUGUUGUCUUCUUGGCAUUGCAUGUUGGUGAUUUCGUUUUCAGCAUUGCUGCUGGAGGAAUAUUUCUGUUUGUGCUUGAUCGCUUUCUGAGGUUCUGCCAAUCACGAAGAACAGUGGAUAUACUUUCAGCAAAGUGCCUUCCAUGUGGAACUGUGGAAUUGAUCCUCUCAAAACCUGGAAAUUUGAGAUACAACGCACUCAGUUUCAUCUUCCUCCAAGUUCGGGAAUUAUCUUGGCUGCAGUGGCAUCCUUUCAGUGUUUCAUCUAGUCCUCUAGAUGGUAAAUACCAUCUAUCUAUUCUCAUAAAGGUUCUUGGAGGAUGGACAGCAAAGCUAAGGGAAAGCAUCUUGAAUAUGUCUGAGGCAGAACCAAAAAUAGAGCCUACUCAGCUCCAAAGGAAGAUAACAGCUUCUGUAGAGGGCCCCUACGGGCAUGAAUUACCAUACUACUUGAUGUAUGACAACCUGGUUUUAGUGGCAGGAGGCAUUGGAAUUUCACCCUUCUUGGCCAUCCUAAGUGAUAUCUUCCAUCGUGUCAGGGAUGGAAGGGCUUGUCUCUCAGUUCCAAGAAACGUUUUUAUUGUCUGGGCAGUGAAGAGAUCAGACGAGCUUCAACUUCUUUCAACUAUUGUUGUGGAGUCAAUUUCUCCAUUAUUUUCUAACAAAUUAAGUCUUGAGAUUCAUAUUUAUGUUACUAGAGAAUCUGAGCCCUCAUUGGAAGAAGGUAAGGUGCAUGAGGCUCUGAACUCGUCUGGCUGCCCUAUGUCCAAUUGUGGUAUGUCAGUUCUGGUUGGUACUGGAAAUAAUAUAUGGUCUGGCCUAUAUGUUAUCUCAUCCACUGUAGGCUUUGGUAUUCUACUGGCCUUAAUGGAUAUCUUAUACAUAAAGCCAUACAAGGUAUCUGCCUGGUGGUAUAAAGGGCUUCUUUUUGUUGCAUGCAUGAUUGCAAGUGUUAUAUCCUUUGGGGGUAUUGUGGUUGGUUUAUGGCACCUUUGGGAUAGAAGAGCUUCCUCACAGGAUAAAGAUGAUGUCGCCAAAAUAAAGCCUGAUUCUGAACAGCAUGAUGGAAUUCUGGUCCACAAGGAAUCAAAUCAGAAUUAUCUUGAGAGUUCAACCAUUCUUAAGUAUGGUUCCAGACCAGACUUUGAAGAAAUAUUUGGAUCUCUAUGCAAGAAAUGGGGGCAUGUUGAUGUGGGGGUUAUGGUAUGUGGUCCUCCAAACCUUCAGUCAAGUGUUGCGAAAGAAAUCAGGUCACAGAAUGUAAGGAGGGGACGCCAUGAUCCAAUUUUCCAUUUCAACAGCCAUAGUUUUGAUCUGUAACAUCCACAACAAGAUUAUCUCCUUACGGUAGUUGCGUAAAAGGGUCAUCAUAUACAUAGAAGAAUAUCAUAUACAUAGAAGAAUAUAGAUGUAGUAUGUAUCUAUGUAAUGUAAGUAUAUGUGUGUCCUAGAGAGCUGUGCAUAUAAAUGUAUAUACUAUAUAGGGAGAAAGGGACCUAAAAGCCAUGACUUGGUGAUGAGAAAUGGCAUUGCUUUUCUCUAUUUCUAUUAAAUGUUGGUAGUCAAGAUUUACGUCCGCUGUUUUCCUCUCGGUUCUCAGAGUCGUUGUGUUGAGGUGUGUUUUUUUUUUUUUUUAAAUGGUAAAUAUUGGUGAUUUUUAAAUAGAAAUUGAUAAAGUUA